AUGGAGACGUAUCACGGUCACGUCCGCACCCCAGCGGACGCCAUCAUCCUCUUCGAAGCUUGUCGCAUAGGCCUUCUCCCCCGAGUACAAAGGCGACUGUCGGAAAAAGAACGCCAGUUGAUCCGCUCAGGGUCUGUGUUUGUGUGGGAUGAAAGGGAAGCGGGUAUGCGAAGAUGGACCGAUGGCAAAUCCUGGAGUGCAAGUCGAGUCUCCGGCAGUUUCUUGACUUACCGCGAAAUGGAGGGAAAGCGGGGAGGAACCGGCGUAUCUCAAUCGACCAUGUCAAGAGGAGGCAAAACACCUGAUAGUGGGCGAGGCAGCGAUGAUGAUCGAGCGGACGGCGUGGACGAAGGACCUGACGGCUACCGAUACAAGCCUGAUGGUUUGAUGAAGCAGUCGUUCAGCAUCACCACCUCCACCGGACAACACCUACAUCUGAUCAGUUACUACUCAAGAUCGCACCCGUCUGCUGCCAACCUUCAGCAGCCCUCGACAGAUCCCGCCUUGCGACAUGUUCGACCUCAGAAAGGACUUUACCCGGAAUCUACCGUCAACGAUCAGCAGAAUCUUCCCGUUGUAACGCGUGGCCCUAUGGCUGGCGCUGCAUACGUCCCUCCCCAUCCGAUGGGACCGUAUGCUCGCGCUGCUGCUACGCAUCCUCCCUCUUAUACAACCUCGUACACGUGGCCACCAACUCCCCUGGCCACCCCACCCGUUCCGGUUCAUCACUAUCCCUCAUACUUGCCUCCAGUUUCUGCCGGAUCUCACGUCGCAUACGCUCACCACCCUGCGUCUUUACCUCCCGGUACCCCUUUACCCCCGCCUCCGCAGCCUCCUGGUUUGCAAACACCUCACGAGCGACCAGUGCAUGCAGUUGAAGUCGCGAUGCCACCGGUGUUGCCGCCGUCCUCGGUACAAAUGCUUGCAAGUCGAUCGCCGCGCACACCCGUGGAAGCGCAUGAAAUGCUACAUAGAAGCCCAUCAGAGCUUGCACAUCACGCAGAUAUUCGGAGGGCGUCUCCGCGCACUCAACCGCAUCCUCUCUCGCAUAGUAACGGUCUCGGCCCAGCUGUUCGCAGUCCUCGGCUCCUGAACCAGCCCCCAUCCAACGCCAUUCACAUCCCCCCUCCGAGUGCGGUGGUUUCCAAGCAGCUGGAGCCCAGCAGCUCUGGCACUGUUGUACCUAGUAUUGGGGCUUUAAUGAACGGCGCGCCACCUGGCGGAUUACCUUCGAUCACCGCUCCCCCAGUUCCAGCAACAGGACGGGCAGAGGGGCCCAAGGACAUUCCAAGCGAGAAAAUUGGAUUUGGCGGAGAGGAUAUGCGAGCCCUCCGGCAGCUCGACCGAGUCUUUACAGCUUAA
Messenger RNA from Aspergillus saccharolyticus JOP 1030-1, 1362 nucleotides. Its product is annotated as camp independent regulatory protein. The record is from RefSeq and is a predicted model, not a curated record. The transcript has a single exon. Bases 1 to 1362 code for a protein of 453 amino acids. Gene Ontology annotation, molecular function: DNA binding. Lineage: Eukaryota; Fungi; Ascomycota; Eurotiomycetes; Eurotiales; Aspergillaceae.